Messenger RNA from Balaenoptera ricei (Rice's whale), 792 nucleotides. It is a transcript of the gene MIP, whose product is annotated as major intrinsic protein of lens fiber. Bases 1 to 792 code for a protein of 263 amino acids. NCBI's taxonomy places the organism in Eukaryota, Metazoa, Chordata, Mammalia, Artiodactyla, Balaenopteridae. Gene Ontology annotation, biological process: transmembrane transport. Gene Ontology annotation, molecular function: water channel activity. The transcript is spliced from 4 exons. Gene Ontology annotation, cellular component: apical plasma membrane; plasma membrane. The record is from RefSeq and is a predicted model, not a curated record.
AUGUGGGAACUGCGGGCAGCCUCCUUCUGGAGGGCCAUAUUUGCUGAGUUCUUUGCCACCCUCUUCUAUGUCUUCUUCGGGCUAGGGGCCUCACUGCGUUGGGCCCCUGGACCACUGCAUAUCUUGCAGGUGGCUUUGGCCUUUGGCCUGGCCCUGGCUACACUGGUGCAGGCUGUGGGCCACAUCAGUGGAGCCCACGUCAAUCCUGCAGUCACUUUCGCCUUCCUUGUGGGCUCCCAGAUGUCCCUGCUCCGUGCCUUCUGCUACAUGGCAGCCCAACUCCUGGGAGCCGUGGCUGGGGCUGCCGUGCUGUACAGUGUUACCCCGACUGCCGUCCGAGGAAACCUAGCACUUAACACGUUGCAUCCUGGGGUGAGUGUGGGCCAGGCCACCAUAGUGGAGAUCUUCCUGACGCUCCAGUUCGUGCUCUGCAUCUUUGCCACAUACGACGAGAGGCGGAAUGGCCGCCUGGGCUCCGUGGCCCUGGCCGUUGGCUUCUCCCUCACCCUGGGGCACCUCUUUGGGAUGUAUUAUACUGGUGCAGGCAUGAACCCUGCCCGCUCCUUUGCUCCUGCCAUUCUUACCAGAAACUUCACCAACCACUGGGUGUACUGGGUGGGCCCAAUCAUUGGAGCAGGCCUGGGCAGUCUCCUUUAUGACUUUCUCCUCUGCCCCCGGCUCAAGAGUGUUUCUGAGAGACUGUCUAUUCUCAAGGGUGCCAGGCCCAGUGAAUCCAAUGGACAACCAGAGGGCACAGGGGAACCUGUUGAACUGAAGACCCAGGCCCUGUAA